UACGCGCUGCCCACCGCACCUUGCCGCCCGCCUCGCACCAGUCAGCAGCUGUGGCUCGUGUUGGCUGAACCAUCUAUAGGGCCAUCCUCUUUUUCUUUGCCUUAGGACUCCUAGACCAACAAAACAAUCACAAUGGCAGAUGAUGAAAAAAAGCGUCUCGAGGAGGCGAAGAAGGCCAAACAGGCCGAGAUCGACCGCAAGCGUGCUGAGGUGCGCAAGCGUAUGGAGGAGGCCUCCAAAGCCAAGAAGGCGAAGAAGGGUUUCAUGACACCUGAGAGGAAGAAGAAGCUCAGGUUGCUGCUGCGUAAGAAAGCCGCUGAGGAACUGAAAAAGGAGCAGGAACGCAAAGCGGCCGAGAGGAGGCGCAUCAUUGAGGAGAGGUGCGGUAAACCCAAGAACGUUGAAGAUGCAAACGAAGCAAUGCUCAAGAGAAUAAUACAGGAGUAUUAUGACCGCAUGUAUGUGUGUGAGGGCCAGAAGUGGGAUUUGGAACAUGAAGUCAGGAAAAGAGAUUAUGAGAUCUCGGACCUGAACUCUCAAGUCAACGACCUUAGAGGCAAAUUCGUCAAACCCACACUAAAGAAGGUGUCCAAAUACGAGAACAAAUUCGCCAAGCUCCAGAAAAAGGCGGCCGAGUUCAACUUCCGUAACCAGUUGAAGGUCGUCAAAAAGAAGGAAUUCACCCUUGAAGAAGAAGACAAAGAGGCCAAGAAAGCGGAGAAAGCUGAUUGGGCUAUUGGAAAGAAGUAGACCAUGUACUAAAACUAACAGUCAAUUUCUUACAAUCAUUCUCUGCUGUUGAACAAAUGAUGACUUAUUUUUUAAUUACCCAUUAAUUUAAUAUAAAAUAAAUCAUUCUUUUCUACGAUAAAUCUUUUGAAUUCCGUAAAACAUCCAAACCUGACAAAACAAG
Molecule: messenger RNA, 913 nt
Organism: Spodoptera litura
Lineage: Eukaryota; Metazoa; Arthropoda; Insecta; Lepidoptera; Noctuidae
Gene: wupA
Product: troponin wings up A
Biological process (GO): muscle contraction
Cellular component (GO): troponin complex
Source: RefSeq, a predicted model, not a curated record